Messenger RNA from Pezoporus flaviventris, 1765 nucleotides. It is a transcript of the gene PPDPFL, whose product is annotated as pancreatic progenitor cell differentiation and proliferation factor like. The record is from RefSeq and is a predicted model, not a curated record. NCBI's taxonomy places the organism in Eukaryota, Metazoa, Chordata, Aves, Psittaciformes, Psittacidae. Gene Ontology annotation, biological process: cell differentiation; multicellular organism development. The transcript has 5 exons. The coding region runs from base 57 to 314 and encodes 85 amino acids.
UCUCUGGGUAACGCAGGCUCGUCCCGGAGAGGCAGUUUCCCAGUCUCGCUGCUGCCAUGGCCUCGGUUCCUUCAGCCGGCUGCCUCUUGGCCAAGAACCAGUACUACAGAACCAGGCAGAACUCGGAGUCCAGUGUUUCUUCCAGCUCCUCCUGGUGUUCAGAUGCUGUGAAUGUUGCUGACCAGGACAAAGCAUUUCAUGGGUUACCUGAGUUAAUUGAUAGAAGUUGGUGGAUAAAAAGCUUUUUCCAGAAUGAAACAUCUCCACCAACUGUUGGCAGAAAAACACUGUCAGCAGGCAGUACCAACAGCUGAAUAGGACAGCAUGUUGGCUUCACUGACUGAGAUGCUACAUACAGACUUGUUUUUCCAAGAGGCCUGGGAUCUUCCUAAUGUCUGUGUUCAGCUGCAAGAAGAAAACAAAACCUUUGGGAGAGUGGAGAAGUGUAUCUUCAAAAGAUUUAUCAUUGCUUAAAUGUCAUUGCUUAAUGGACAUGUCCAUGGCUUACAUUGUUCAUUACAGAGUUCCUAUAAUUUGAGAUGUCUCUCUAAUGGAAGUUACCGGUAUUAAAUAUCCUGAUGAAUUGGAGUUAGAGCAAAAUGGCAGGAAGAUGUUGUAAGUUUAGGAGAAGCAUGUAUAUUGAAUGACUUUACAAUAGGUGAUACCCGUCAGUUUUACCUUUAAGAUAUCAGGCUUAUACGCUGAUAGUCACACGGAUGUAAACAAAAUUCAGGUAUGUAGUCCAGAGUAGGAGACUGCUAUAUGGUACAUGUUUUCUAUCAAGUAUUUGCAUACCAGGUACAGGGAGUAAGUGUACAAGUAUGUUUGUUAAUAGCUUUGCUUUUUAGAAAGCCCAGUUACAUGAAGAAAUGGUUAUUAGUUUCAUCUCUUUCUUUGAGCAGGGUGCAUAGAUCCCAAACUCAAAUACCCAGGUACAACUUUCAUUCGUACCUGUGCAUGUUGGUAUUUGAGGACAGAAUAGGAGAGGGAGAGAGAGAAGAAACCAGUAAUCCUAAUGGACACUGACAUCCUCCAAGCAGAAGAGCAACCUUAAUCAGAGCUGAUACUUCUAAUGUUGUUUUAGAUUAUCCUUACCAGCUCUGCUGUAGCUUUAAAGUGCUACUUGUUCUCCAGUGACUGUUAAUAUUCACUGCUGCCUGUCAGCUUUCUGUGCUAGAUCUGGCAAAGUAUUCAACUCAAAGUAAUAACAUUAGUGUUAUUAACCAAGUCUACCUUUGUCAUGAUUCAUGCUCUUGAAAGAUACAGUAACAUAGUUUCAUUUACUCUUCAGUAUUGCAAAGCAGUACAUCAGAUUGUUUAUUCUACCAGGAAAGACUGAAGUACAUGAGAGGUCAUAGAAAAUAACAGGCUUUUGGCUGGAUGAUAUUAUUUCUGUAAAUAAUCUAUGCAACUUUUUGAUGUACUAUCCCUAAACCUGCCUGACUUUUGUCCAUCACUGGAUGAAUUAACAAUAGCAAACAUUAAUGUAGCCAACCUGUUUCUUUGUAGGUUAAUGAUUGUCAUGGUUAUGCAUAACUUAAGUGUCUCAAGUGACUGCUUUGGGGAGCUUACAGUUUUGAUGGAGACAAUAAAUGUAUGACACAUGACAACAGAAAACAGCAUGAUUCUGAAAAACAGCUUCAGGAAUCUUUAAAUUGACUUGUUAUGUAUCUUUGUGACUGUUGUGUAGUUUCAUCUUUAAGUGUACAGAAGGAGCUAUUUUUUUAUACUGAGAUUUUUUUUUAUUAAUAAAGAUUUAAUCAAU